AUGUCUUAUCAAUACAGUCAAAACCUCGUUCAAAGCACCAACGUCCCACCUGGUAGCAUUCAAUACUCCUAAAACAAUAUCCAAACUGCUGGACGUACCUUGAUUGACUCUAGCUCCCCGGAACAUCCCAUUCAAUUGGCAUCCAGCAACUAAGUCGUCAGCUAGAUCCUCACCACCACUUAAGGUUCUCCCACCAGACAAUCCAAGACCUUCGUCUACAGAUCUGAAUCUCCUAUUAGAUCUUCUCAAUACGGUAAGCACGUAGUCAAUGUUUCUCACAUUGAAAAGGGUCAAGCUCCCAUUUACGUCUCCCAAUCUACUGUCUAAAACCCUAUCUACGUUGAAAAGAUUGUUAAGGUCGAAAGCAGUAACACUUCUGAACUCAACCUUCUCAGAUAACGUAUUUCAGCUUUGGAACUCUAAAACAAGACCUUGACUGAAGAACUCAUCACCUUAAGAAACAACACUCCUCAAGAAGUUGAAUAGAUUGUUUACAUUGAAAACAACGAAGAAAUCAACAAAUUGAGAUAUGAAUUGAACAACAUCAAGGCUCUCUCUGACGCUGAAAAUGAAAACGUCAAGAGAUCAAAGAAGAACUUGGAAGACUAAUUCAACUCAGUCUUACAAGAAAGAGACAGAAUGAUCAUCUAACUUAAGGAAUUAACUGUUAAGAUCACUGAAUUCUAAUCCUUGAUUGCCUCUAGAGAUAUCCAAAUCAACAACUUAAAGAUCUAAAACGAAAACCUUGCCACCAGACUCGUCCUCACUACUGCUGAAUUAGAAAAGAUCACUCAAGUUAAGGUUGAAGCUGAACCUUUGAGAAGAAAGGUUACUGAACUCGAAUAAUACUUGAUUCAAUAAGAAAAGAUUAUCGAGGACUUGAGAAAUAGACUUGGCCAACAAGAUCAAGUUAUUUCUCAAUUAAGAAUGUUCGAAAUCAGAUGUUCCUAAUACGAAUAAGAAAUCAAUGCUUUGAGAGCCAAGUUACAAGAAUCUGAAAACAACUCUCUCCUCCUUAUCAAGAAGAUUGAAGAAUUACAAAACUUACUCAAUGAUGAAAACGUCAAGAGAUCUAAGAAGGAUGGUGAACUCGCCAUUUCUCUCAGAGACAAGCAAGCUCUUGAAGAAAAGCUUGUUCACUUGACUCAACAAGUCGAAUUCUUAACAAGAAAGGUUGCUGCUCAAGAACAAGAUAUCAAUGCCCAAAGAACUAGAAUCAUUGAGUUAGAAGGUAUUGCUGCUAAGGUAGGAUCUUACGAACAACAAAUCUAAUACCUCAGCCAACAAAUCGAAAGAUUGAACUAGGUUAUUAGAGAAAAGGACCAAACCAUCACUCAACUUAACAUUGAACUCAACCAACUCAGAUUAUCUAACUCUCAAAUCGCUUAACUCUAAGAAUAAGUCGUUACCUUAUAACAAAACCUUGUUACUAGAACUGCUGAAGUUGAAUCUCUUAGAAAGAGAGUCUCUGAAUAAGAACUCCUCAUUAACUAACUCAGAAUGUUUGAAUAAAGAGUUGGUGAAUAUGAACAAAUCAUUAAUGCUCUCAGAUAGAGAAUUGCUGAACUUGAAGCUCAACUCAACGACGAAAACGUCAAGAGAAGCAAGAAGGACGGUGAACUCGCCAUCUCCCUCAGAGACAAGCAAGCUCUUGAAGAAAAGCUCGUCCACAUGACCCAACAAAUUGAAUUCUUAUCUCAAAAGGUUAACUAAUUAACUGGUCAAGUUGCUGAAAGAGACUAAAUCAUCAGCUAACUCAGAGUUUACGAAAUCAGAGUUAAGGAAUACGAAAAUGUCAUCAACGCUCUUAGAUAGAGAGUUGCUGAACUUGAAGCUCAACUCAACGACGAAAACGUCAAGAGAAGCAAGAAGGACGGUGAACUCGCCAUCUCCCUCAGAGACAAGCAAGCUCUUGAAGAAAAGCUCGUUCACAUGACCCAACAAAUUGAAUUCUUAAGCCAAAAGGUUGCUCAAUACGAAAAGAUUCUUGGUGAACAAUAAUAAUAACUCGCUGAAAGAGAUAACAUUAUUAACUAACUCAGAGUCUUCGAAAUUAGAGUUAAGGAAUACGAAAACGUCAUCAACGCUCUUAGAUAGAGAGUUGCUGAACUUGAAGCUCAACUCAACGACGAAAACGUCAAGAGAAGCAAGAAGGACGGUGAACUCGCCAUCUCCCUCAGAGACAAGCAAGCUCUUGAAGAAAAGCUCGUUCACAUGACCUAGUAGAUCGAAUUCUUAAGCCAAAAGGUUGCCCAAUACGAAAAGAUCCUUGGUGAAUAAUAAUAAUAACUCGCUGAAAGAGACAACAUCAUUAACUAACUCAGAGUUUAUGAAAUCAGAGUUAAGGAAUACGAAAAUGUCAUCAACGCUCUUAGAUAGAGAGUUUCUGAACUUGAAGCUCAACUCAACGACGAAAACGUCAAGAGAAGCAAGAAGGACGGUGAACUCGCCAUCUCCCUCAGAGACAAGCAAGCCCUCGAAGAAAAGCUCGUCCACAUGACCCAACAAAUUGAAUUCUUAUCUCAAAAGGUUAACUAAUUAACUGGUCAAGUUGCUGAAAGAGACAACAUCAUUAACUAACUCAGAGUUUAUGAAAUCAGAGUUAAGGAAUACGAAAAUGUUAUCAACGCUCUUAGAUAGAGAGUUGCUGAACUUGAAGCUCAACUCAACGACGAAAACGUCAAGAGAAGCAAGAAGGACGGUGAACUCGCCAUCUCCCUCAGAGACAAGCAAGCCCUCGAAGAAAAGCUCGUCCACAUGACCUAAUAGAUUGAAUUCUUGAACAUGAAGGUCACUUCUUACGAAAAGUAAAUCUAAGAAAAGGAUGGUCAAAUUAACUAACUCAGAAUCGAAAUCUCUCAACUCCAAAUCAACCUUCAAUAAUUGUAGAACGCUUCUGAAGAAGUCAGAAGACUCACUGAACUCCUCGUCGUUAAGACCACUGAAAUCGACUAACUCAGAAAGAGAUUAGCCGAAUUAGAAAUCGCCCUCUAGGAAUUCAACCUCGUCCAAGCUAAGCUCCAAGAAUGUGAAAAGAAUAACUAAUUACUCAGAUAGAGAAUUGCUGAAUUAGAAGCUCUCCUCAAUGAUGAAGCUGUUAAGAGAUCUAGAAACCAAGGAGAUUUGGAAAUUUCUUUGAGAGACAAGUAAGCCUUAGAAGAAAAGCUCGUCCACAUGACUCAACAAAUCGAAUUCUUAAGCAGAAAGGUUACCUAACUCACCGAAGAAAACUCCAACCUCAGAGUUAUCGUUUCUUCUUACUAACAAAUCAUCGAUGAAUGGUAAUCCAUCAGUGUCAGACACGCCAGCUUCUCCUAAUUAUUAGAAAACCUCAAGGUUAGAGUCCAACAAAUCUCUUUCUCUUCCUCUUCAUCUUCCUAAGUUAUUUCCCAAUCUUCUUACGUCAGAAGCUCUGGUGUUGCUCACAAGUGA
Messenger RNA from Tetrahymena thermophila SB210, 3432 nucleotides. RefSeq lists its product as hypothetical. The transcript has 2 exons. NCBI's taxonomy places the organism in Eukaryota, Ciliophora, Oligohymenophorea, Hymenostomatida, Tetrahymenidae. The record is from RefSeq and is a predicted model, not a curated record.